CAGAGAACAAGUAGUGUAGAUUAAACAGUAGUAGAUUAAACUUCCUUGAACAGCUGGAGUAUCCGCCCACUGUCAACAGAAGGAUCCGUUCGCGUCUCCGGACGCGCAUCCAGGAGCGCGGCAGACUGUCCACGAUGUGCCGCUGCGCGCUCCGGUCUGUCUGAACUUCUCAUUUUAAGGCCAGAAGCAAAAGUCACAACAUAUUAGGAAGGAUUUUUUUGUGUGUAUUUUGCUGUAAACAUGGAGAGACGAGGCGCGUUCGUGACUCCUUUUCCCAGACCGCGGUGUCUGGCGGCAGCGGCGCCGGCGGAGAAAGCGAAAUUAACCCACCCGGGGAAGGCGAUCCUGGCAGGUGGAAUUGCAGGUGGCAUUGAGAUCUGCAUCACCUUCCCCACAGAAUAUGUGAAGACCCAGUUACAGCUGGAUGAGAAAGCCAACCCACCCAAAUAUAAAGGAAUCGCUGACUGUGUGAAGCAGACAGUACAGGGUCACGGUGUCAAAGGACUGUACAGAGGACUCAGCUCACUCCUCUACGGCUCCAUUCCAAAAUCUGCAGUCAGGUUUGGAAUGUUUGAGUUUCUCAGUAACCAUGCGAAGGAUGAAUCUGGACGACUGGGCAGCACCAGAGGUCUGCUGUGUGGACUUGGAGCCGGAAUCAUGGAGGCUAUUUUAGUGGUCUGCCCCAUGGAAACCAUUAAAGUUAAAUUCAUCCACGACCAGACUUCAGCCUUCCCCAAAUACAAAGGUUUCUUCCAUGGUGUCAGAGAGAUUGUCAGGGUUCAAGGUUUGAGAGGGACAUAUCAGGGUCUGACAGCGACUGUCCUCAAACAAGGCUCCAACCAGGCAAUUCGCUUCUUUGUGAUGACCUCACUGAAGAACUGGUACAGAGGUGAUAACCCCAACAAAGCUAUCAAUCCUUUAGUGACUGGAGUGUUUGGAGCCAUUGCAGGGGCAGCCAGUGUAUUUGGAAACACUCCACUAGAUGUCAUCAAGACUCGCAUGCAGGGUCUAGAAGCACAUAAGUACAGGAACACAGUGGACUGUGGCCUUAAGAUUCUGAGACAUGAAGGCUUGGCAGCUUUCUAUAAGGGGACAGUUCCCCGGCUGGGCCGUGUGUGUCUGGAUGUUGCUAUAGUUUUUAUUAUCUACGAGGAGGUGGUGAAGGUUCUGAAUGCUGUGUGGAAGACUGACUGAGACAACUUCACCUCCCUGCUUCAGACAC
Messenger RNA from Thalassophryne amazonica, 1222 nucleotides. RefSeq names its product tricarboxylate transport protein B, mitochondrial. Bases 241 to 1194 code for a protein of 317 amino acids. NCBI's taxonomy places the organism in Eukaryota, Metazoa, Chordata, Actinopteri, Batrachoidiformes, Batrachoididae. Gene Ontology annotation, biological process: mitochondrial citrate transmembrane transport. The transcript is spliced from 9 exons. The record is from RefSeq and is a predicted model, not a curated record.